This is a messenger RNA of Monodelphis domestica (gray short-tailed opossum), 945 nucleotides long. RefSeq names its product olfactory receptor 56A3-like. Gene Ontology annotation, molecular function: G protein-coupled receptor activity; olfactory receptor activity. Gene Ontology annotation, cellular component: plasma membrane. The record is from RefSeq and is a predicted model, not a curated record. NCBI's taxonomy places the organism in Eukaryota, Metazoa, Chordata, Mammalia, Didelphimorphia, Didelphidae. Gene Ontology annotation, biological process: G protein-coupled receptor signaling pathway.
AUGAUACCUUCCAAUGGGUCUUCCUCUACUGAGGUCUCUGAAUUUCUCCUGAACUGUUUCGUCAGCUCUCCAAAUUGGAAGCAUUGGCUCUCUGUGCCCCUUAGCCUGCUCUUCCUCCUGGCCAUGGGUGCCAAUGCCACCCUCCUGAUCACCAUUAGGCUGGAAGCAUCCUUGCAUGAGCCCAUGUACUACUUGCUCAGCCUCCUCUCUAUUUUGGAUAUUGUGCUAUGCCUGACAGUCAUCCCCAAAGUCCUGCUUGUCUUUUGGUUUGACCUCAGACCCAUCAGCUUCUCUGCUUGCUUCCUCCAAAUGUUCAUCAUGAACAACUUUCUCCCCAUGGAAUCUUGCACCUUCUUGGUCAUGGCAUAUGACCGCUAUGUAGCCAUAUGCCACCCCUUGCGCUACCCAUCCAUCAUCACUGAUCAAUUUGUGAUUAAAGCUGGUAUCUUUAUUGUGAUGCGGAAUACCCUUGUCACUGCUCCAAUUCCCAUCCUCUCUGCACGACUCCAUUAUUGUGGGAAUAACAUCAUUGAGAAUUGUAUUUGUGCCAACCUGUCAGUGUCCAAGCUCUCCUGUGAUAAUGUUACUCUCAAUAAGAUCUACCAGUUAAUUGUGGCCUGGACCUUGAUAGGAUCUGAUAUUAUUCUCAUCUUUGUCUCUUAUACCUUCAUCCUGAGGGCUGUGAUGAGACUUAAGGCUAAAGGAGCUGCUGCAAAGGCCCUGAGCACAUGUAGUUCCCACUUUAUCCUCAUUCUCUUUUUUAGCACCGUACUCCUGGUUUUCAUUUUUACUCACAUGGCCAAAAAUAAAGUUUCUCAUGAUGUCCCUGUCCUACUCAAUGUCUUGCACCAUGUAAUCCCUGCUGCUCUCAACCCGAUUGUUUAUGGGGUAAGAACCCAGGAAAUUAAACAAGGAAUCUGGAGGUUGAUGAAGAAGGGGCAGUGA